This is a messenger RNA of Strongylocentrotus purpuratus (purple sea urchin), 3431 nucleotides long. RefSeq names its product mitochondrial mRNA pseudouridine synthase RPUSD3 (gene rpusd3). Lineage: Eukaryota; Metazoa; Echinodermata; Echinoidea; Camarodonta; Strongylocentrotidae. The transcript has 8 exons. Gene Ontology annotation, biological process: pseudouridine synthesis. The coding region runs from base 171 to 1292 and encodes 373 amino acids. The record is from RefSeq and is a predicted model, not a curated record. Gene Ontology annotation, molecular function: pseudouridine synthase activity; RNA binding.
GAACUACCAAGGUUAUCACGGCUCGAUAUUUUGGGGUCGAAAUUAAUUGUGUUUUCUGCUUUGUAAUUCUUGUUCCCAUUCACCCCAUUUAGUCAUUUUGCAAUAUUUGCGAACUUCAUGAGCUCCAGCUAUCAAUUUACAUGACUCCUCUUUGAAAUUAGUGGCCAAAAAUGUAUUUUUGCACGCGAAGAUGCUUUGCUAUAUUCUUCAGGCGGCCAGCGGAACCCUUGCUACAAACACGCCCGAACUCUGGGGCAGUGCGCCGGACAUAUGUAGCCUGCUGCUGCAGGAGAUCGAAAGAUGAUCGAAUCCAGUCAUCAAUAACUGCCCACUCUUUCGCUAAGAGAAGAUAUCACAGACAACUUCUACAACAUUUGAAUAACUCGAAAGACGAAGAGGCUGUUCUUCACUAUUUAAAGAAGAAUAUCGUUUAUCAGCAAGAUGGAAUUGUAGCAAUUAACAAGCCUCCUGGAUUGGGUGUUUCUGGAAAAGUAAAUGAGGAUGAUGAAUCUUCACCUUUGACCCUUUCUAGCAUGAUGUCACAGGUAGCAGACUUUACUGAUUGUCCCUCGGCAGAGAUAGCACAAGGUCUUGAGAAAGAAGCGUCCGGUUUAUUGUUAUUGGCAGAAAACAGGAUGGCUGCUAAAAAGCUUCAGAGUAAAAUUAAAGAGGCUAGAAAUAGACGACAGUUCAUCAAAACCUACAGGUCCAUUGUGUGUGGAAUCCCAGAGACGAAAAUAGGUGUUUCGAAAAUGUACCUUGGGUCAGAUGUCAUUGGAGGAAUAAACAUGACCGUUGGUAGACACAAUCCUUCUGGGAGGCAAAUAAGAGAUGGAGACGUAUGGUCUGCUGAAACCAAGUACAGGGUCAUCAGUGAGAACAAGGAACUAGGAUGUGCAUUCAUAGAGCUGCAACCCUUAAGAGUGAAAAGACACCAGCUCCAGGUACAGAUGGUCAACGAUCUCUGUCCAAUCUUAGGUGACCACACCUACUCACACCAAGUCCAGACUAUUCUUGGGAAACCUAUUCUAAUGGAUCCUCAUCAAGCACUGGGCGUUCAUAACAUACAGGUUCUUAGUCCUGGUAUUAGAAAGGCCUUGGCCAUGACCAGACCACAGGUGUCUCUUCUACCGCUGUUCCUUCAUCUUCAUCAUGUGGUCCUCCCGGAGUGGGCGGGUCAUCAGGAUGUGACUAUCACAGCGCCUCUGCCGUCACACUUCACAAGAGCUCUAAAGGAGCUAGGACUCAGAAGCAGCGAGGAUGUGAAGCAGCUUGCCGGUUCUGCCAGCUGAAUCUUGAACACGGGUCCUUUCAGUAUUCAGAGCAUUGGCUGGAGAUAGUGUCGGUACAUGGACUUGUGCAAUUUGUUUAAUAACGCGAGGCUAAAUGCUUCAUUUCAUGGGCCAUAGGUGUUGUGGUCUUAAGGGUACCAUGCACAUCAGCCAGUUAUCGGCAAUAUAGCGGUACUUUGCCUAGUUCCUUAUUUGCCCCCCAGAGCUGCAAAAUAUUGGAAGUAAAAUACCACUUUUCUAAGUGACACCUGUUUAUAUUGGCUUUUAUUGGUAACUUAUCUGUUAUUCAGGAACAAUUCUGGAAAGAAAAUUUGUGGAUGGCAGGUAUAAAUCAUUAUUUAAAGGAGAAUCAUUGCUUGAUUUGGGGGGGGGGGGCUUGAAUUAUGGUUCUUCCAUAAAGUGCCUUGGUGACACAAUUUUGGUCAAAAGAUAUUGAAUGAAGAGAAGAGUAAGGAAGACUAUGUGACUCUCUAUCUUAGGCUAUUAAGGCGGAUAGUAAAGUUCAUAUCAACUAUGUUAUCUUGCAAUUCUAAACAGUUGUUAGUUUCCCCGUAUAUCUACUCUCUGCACUGAUAAAAGCCUAAAGAUCAGGAAGGAAGUGCUAGCAAACAGAGGCUUUGCAACUUUUCCUUAUCAGGUUUCAUUCUGGAGAGGGCUUCAAGUAUUGCAAACCGGACCAACACAUAUAUGGCAUUUAGUAGAUUCAAAAGUGCAUUAAGUUGAAUUGCUGGACAGGAAGUGCAAUAAAUCAAAAUAAGCACUAUUGGUUUUGAUAUUGAAGGUUAAGUUGUUGAAGUUCCAUCCACAUUUUUGCUUAUGAAUUUCUGUUUCAAUGGAUUGGAGUGUAGUUUUGCUUGAUGACUAGAAUCCAAAUUAGUAGGAUUCAAAAUAACAUUCUAUGACUUGGAAUGCCUUACCGCUACAUUUUCUAAUUCUCACUAUUGAAUUAUUAAAAAAUUUUGUAAAGAUAUUUUGUUUUUCAAACACAUUUCAUCUCAGUAUGCAAUAUUACUUGCAUUGCAUAAAGUUUUUACACUGAAUUUCGGUGCCUAUUUAGACUUGGAAACCAUUAUGCAAAUAACAAUUAUUACUUCUAACAGGUAACAUCACAUCAAGAUAGUUACUUAUGUUAAAGGAAAUGGAAAAGACCAAAGCUAUGAAGAUAGUAAUAGACUUGGUCAUACUUUAAUCAUGUAAAAUGCAUGCCAUAAAAAGCAGGAAGUUGGUGGCUUUUAUGGUCAUGUUCAAUGGUGCUAUUGUUGGGAUGGAUUAUUGAUAGGCCUCUUUAAUCACUUUGUUAAGGAUUCAAUAGCUGUGUUAACUACAAUGGGGGACUUGCCUUGACUGAGUUUAAGAUUUCUAUUAGGGCAGUGUCGGGGUUACAGUAGGUCACCCUUAAAAACUGUAAGAGGAUUUUUAAGAUACACAGAGUCGCAGAAAAACUGUGUGUGAGCGUGUCAGGGUAUGCUUGGUUCAUUGUGCAAAUGUUUCAUGAGAAAGCUGGUUAUUUAACUCGGUUAUCCGUUGUUGGUGUUUUUUAGAUCAAAACUGUGUUAUCUCUGUGUUGAAAGACUAGUAGCAGUAGUGCUACUAAGUGAUCAGCUGCAGAGUACAUGUAUUUUAAAAAUGACCUUGGUCGGUCAGAUGUAUUUCAGUUUCAUUAUCUCAAUCAGCACGUAAUAGGAUGUGCAUUGAAUUUGAUAUGUGUUACAUAAAUCGAACAAAGUGCCUGGUAUGGUAUAGUCUACUGAGAGCCAUAGGCCAUAUACAUUAAAUCAUAUUAAAAGGGGUCAUGCACACACAUCAGAUUAUAUAUUUAUGAAAAUCAUUCCCCAAAAUCUGAGAACAUGAGACAUUCUGAUAAAGAGCAUAUAUGGAGCUUUUUUUUCCUUCCUACCAAGUCCUGUAAGGAAAUUAUUCUUGGAGUAAAGUUCUGUGCAUGACAAAUCUUAUGUGCUUGCCUAUUCUCAUAAAUCGUUUCAUCUAUAUCUUAGAUUAAUUUUUGUUUUACAAUAACUCUUUUCUGCAAUGAUUUUUUGACACAGAUAUUUUGGUCAUAAAAUACGAUGAUGGAACUUUAUACAAAUUUGUUUGUACCUAGGUUAAACAUGUAUCUUGCUUGCAGGAAAUUAUAUACAU